This is a messenger RNA of Dermacentor silvarum, 2951 nucleotides long. Its product is annotated as PMS1 protein homolog 1. Bases 359 to 2932 code for a protein of 857 amino acids. Gene Ontology annotation, biological process: mismatch repair. The transcript is spliced from 13 exons. NCBI's taxonomy places the organism in Eukaryota, Metazoa, Arthropoda, Arachnida, Ixodida, Ixodidae. Gene Ontology annotation, cellular component: MutLalpha complex. The record is from RefSeq and is a predicted model, not a curated record. Gene Ontology annotation, molecular function: ATP hydrolysis activity; mismatched DNA binding; ATP-dependent DNA damage sensor activity.
AUCAUCACGUAAGAAAAGGCGGCAAAAGUUGGUAGAAGCAGCGAAGUACUUUUGGUACUUGAGCAAACUUACAAUCGCUUAGGAGGUUAAUGAAUGACUUUAAAAGCGAGCUCGAUCAACGAUGUGCAAUAUAAUAGUGGACGCUCGUAAUGAAAAUAAGGUACUUCGUCAUGAACAGAGAUGUAGGUCAGCCCGCCGUCUGCUGUUAGCAGACGACCGACAUGGGAGGCUACGUUGCUACUGCACUGCAGUUUCCGUUGAAAGUAAUGAACCUUAAAAGCAUAGACACUACUUUAUACUAGCUAAUUAGUAAACUUUUCGUUAAGGCUGCACGGAACGCUCGCCUAGAAGCCAAAGAAUGAAGAGUAUUCAGAAGCUGGACUCGCGCACCGCGAGGCUUUUACAUAGCAGCCAGUCAGUCGCUUCAGUUAGCAGCAUUGUGAAAGAAAUCGUGGAAAACUCACUCGAUGCAGGUGCCACGAAUGUCGUCGUCAAACUGGUUGAUUACGGACUCGAUAGAAUUGAGGUGAUUGACAAUGGCCAUGGUGUUGGAGAAGACGACCUGCCACUGGUCGUACUUCCUGGCUACACGUCGAAGAUAAGGAGUUCGGAGGACCUCCUGUCCCUUGCCACCUAUGGCUUUCGUGGCCAGGCACUUGCAGCUGUUGCCGCUGUGUCGAGAGUCACCAUUGCCAGUGGGCCCCAAGACAGCGAACAAGGGCUGGCAUUGUGCUUUGACUCGCAAGGAAACAUUGUGUCACGAAAGGUUUUGCCUUGGAAUGGAGGAACACGAGUGACUAUAGAAGACAUUUUCAAGAACAUUCCAGUGCGAAGGAAACACAUGGACACAAUGAAGGCAAAAUCGGCACAGCUUAAAAAAGUUCAACAUUUUCUUCAUGCCAUGGCCAUUGCCUGUCCUGGUAUUGGCCUCAGUCUCCAUCACAACAAAAGUGUCAUCUGGACAAAAGUGCCAGUGAAAACCAUGCGGGAGGCCAUUGGCCAGGUGUACGGCAUCAGCAUACUGCAGAUGUUGCAUUACAGUGAAGCCCGUGAUGACAACUCUGGCACUGUUAUAAAGAUUUUUGUUCCUGACAUGUCAGCAACGGACAAGGAAAAAUUGCCCAGCAGUUCUGAGCCUGAUAAGAGCAUACUUUUGGUAAAUGGGAGACCCGUUAGCAUCAAAGAGAUGACGCAGUUCCUCCAAAAGGAAUUUUCUUCGGCACUCGGUACUCAAGAUGGGUGUUCAGCAAAACAUCCCAUUUGUGUCGUCUCGCUUGAUGUUCCACCAAAUGAGCUUGACGUGAACUUGGAGCCAGACAAGUCUGCUGUUGUAUUCAGUAACAAGGACGCAGUGUUCGAGCUUUUUGAAGAUUUAGCCAGAAGAGCAUUCAGCAGUGCAUCUGCAAAGAACGUCGGUGCCACUGCCGUUGAAGAAAGUGUUGUGACAGUGCCGCUUGCUUCGGACAAUUCAGCAGCUCAGAAUCAGAAGGACCUAGGAGCCGCAGAUGAUUUGGACGGCCUGUUUGAAGACUUUGAGAUGCCUGAUGAUGUCUGCAAAGACUUAGAAUGCCAGAUAAACCGAGAUCUCCCUUCCACUCCUGAUGGGAACAAGGAGAACAUGGUGUCACUUGCUGAAAAGGCAGCAGUUCCUCCUGAUGAACCCGGUGCUCAGCGCAAAGAUCUCCCAGAAGUACUAUCUGAGAAAACUUUGACACCUUCAAAAAUCAUCCCAACACCACCACGUAUGCCUGAAAGGCAAGCAUCACUUUGGUCUCUCGGUAUCCUUCAGAACACCCAAGGGAAAGCAGUGGCGGAGCCUACGAGAGUGGGAGGAAGCAUUGCAGAGAAGAGGCCCAUGAUCAGUCCUUUGAAAGACAGGACACCUAGCAAGAGAAUGCGGAUGCCAGCGAGGCCCUCAGGAGUUCACAGCUGGCUGAAAGACAUGCUGAGCACCGAGAAGCGCUCGGGCAAGGAAAUAUACUGCGCUCGUCGGAAGAAAGAGAUCUUGUCACAGGUUCCAGAAAUGCCAUUGAUGGAGCUCAGCGAGCUCCUUGAAGAAGGGUGGACUUCACUAACGCCCGACGAAAAGCAGCAGUAUGAAAAACAAACUGGAAAAGCUCGGAUGGACUGCAACAAGCCAUCUAGUAUGCUACAGCAGGCAAAAGAAAGUGGUCCACCAAAGGAGUCUUCGUCAACCUGGAAAAGAGUGGAGCUGCAAUUCUCCAUGCAGACCAUUAAGGAGCACUUCAAGGAUUACUGCCACCUUAGCCAGAAGCCACCCAGUCUGGACACUACCCUCGUCGGACCACUUCAUGGAUGUCCUAGUGAUGCUUGGGUUGUCUGGCACAAGGCAAGGCUUUGCACACUGAACACAGCGCGCCUACGUGAAGCAAUUACAUUCAAGAGACUUGUGGCUUCGUAUCCCAUUUUGGCGGAAGAGGCCGAUCCCCCCAUAACUGUAACACCCACCAUACUAGGUGGUGACCUGUUGUGGAACACACUGCUCAAUAUGAAGAACGAAGCCCGAGAUGCAUCUGGAUUCUUGUAUGUGACGGAUCCACUUCUCACAAGCAAUGGCUUCCACGUCAGAAUUCUGCCAGGUAGUAAAGCAGAAAUCGUGCAGUUGCCCAAAGACCAGGCAUUGUCGGAGCUGGUGGAGAUUCUGAAGACGGCCUUGUCAUGUCCAUCUGCGACCGUGGCUACCUGUCGCCUGCCCAGGACAAUGGCUUUGCUCAGAGAGGAAGCAGCAAGAAUGGUUCGCAAAAUGCCACCAAAAAUGUCCCGCGAUGAAGUUAAAGAACUUCUGGUUGAGCAACAAGACUUGCUGCAAGAGCUGUGUGUGCACAACAGGCCCAUAUGCACACGGUUCUUUGACAUGAGCACAAGCUUUGGCCAUGUACCUGAAGACACCUUGUCACAAGUCACUCUUUAAAAAAAUUAAGUGUUGCUUU